Durusdinium trenchii is the source of this 609-nucleotide messenger RNA. Lineage: Eukaryota; Dinophyceae; Suessiales; Symbiodiniaceae. The record is from the annotation of a GenBank genome assembly.
AUGCAGCUGUCCUCGCAGCACUCACAGCUGCCUCAGACUUUGCUGGAAGAGUUGCAGGAGCUUCGAAGCCUCGCCUCCAUGCCGCUGCCGAACCUGGCACUGGACCUGGCAGCCUUUGGCGACGACGUGCAGCUGGCGCGGCAGCUGCUGCGACAAGCCUUCCCGGCCUUCGACCCUCCUCCUGAGCGGUUCUUCAUCGGGGAUGACGUAGAGGACGACACUGAGGUGGAGGCUGUAGCUGACGCUGAGCUUUCGAAUUCCAUCAUCGCGAAGCACCUCUUGCGCGAUGUCUAUAUGCGGAUCGCACAGGCACCACCAGAGCCCUUGAAGCAGAUGGUUCAAACAGCUUCGGCCGAACUUCAGCAGCUGAAGGCUGAGUUGGCCGAGCUCCGUGAGCAGGUCGCCACGAUGCUGGCCUUCUUCGCGUAUGGGGAGAUUGCAUUCUUGGACCGGGGGCCCUCAUUGAAUGCACAGAUUGAUGCCAAGUCCGAGGAGUUCGUGGCUUUGUUGAAAGGCUUUCUCACUGCCUUCGAGCAGUGUGUUCAUGACUCAGCAGCUCUUGCUUUGCUGGAAGGCUACUCCGAUGCUGACAGGUUUGUUUCGCUGUGA